CAACCUGCGCUGGCUCAGCGCUCCUCUGUCUUGGGGAGGAAGGGGUAGCGUCCGUGGUCCCCGGCGUGCUCCGGACUGCUGGAUCAGAUCAGGAGGCGCCCGCAGCGGGUGGCAGGAGAGUCCCCCCCCUCGCGGGUGGGGGCGGGGUGGGGAAGGAGGCAGGGAGGCAGCUGCAGUGCCGCGAGGGGUGCGUGUGCAUGUGCCAGGCUCGCCCGCCGCCUCCCGGCUCCGUGUGCGCUCCCGGGCGCGUGGGCAGCGGGGCCGAAGGGCUGGGUGGCAGGAGCAGCGCCCCUCGCCCGGGCCUCGCCUCCCCGGCUCGCCCGGCAGCUCCCGGCCGGGACGCACCCCGACCUCGCUCGGCGCCCCCACCCCUCGUACCCAGUCCGGUCCCUCUCGGUUGAGUUUUCCGGACGCGGCGCCCAUCCAUGGUCCUGCGCUGGGAUGCACACGCAGCUCACGGCCGAAGGGGGGUAGCAGCCGCCGCGUCCAGGUGCCGGCUAUCCCCGGCCGCCGCCACCCGCCAUCGCCGCCACCACUCAGCCCCGGGGCGCGCCGAGGUCCCACUGGCCAUGGGGCUGCCGCCUCUGCCGCUGCUGGCGUGAGAAGGAGCGACAGACACGCAGCGCUCAGGGCCCCCGGCUGCCUGCAUGGACGUCUUCAGCUUUGUGAAGCUUGCCAAGCUCUCGAGCCACAGGACGAAGUCUUCAGGCUGGCCACCUCCCUCGGGAACCUGGGGCUUGAACCAGGUGCCCCCCUAUGGAUGGGAGAUGAUGGCGAACAGGGAUGGCCGAGACUGCUUCAUCAACCACAUGACACAGGCAAUCCCAUUUGAUGAUCCUCGGUUUGAGAGCUGCCAAAUCAUCCCUCCGGCCCCGCGGAAGGUGGAGAUGAGAAGGGACCCUGUGCUGGGAUUUGGUUUCGUGGCAGGCAGUGAAAAGCCAGUGGUUGUCCGCUCAGUAACACCAGGUGGCCCCUCCGAAGGCAAGCUGAUCCCAGGAGACCAGAUCGUCAUGAUUAAUGACGAGCCGGUCAGCGCCGCGCCGAGAGAGCGGGUCAUCGACCUGGUCAGGAGCUGCAAAGAAUCGAUACUUCUCACUGUCAUUCAGCCUUACCCAUCUCCCAAAUCGGCAUUUAUCAGUGCUGCGAAAAAGGCGAGGUUAAAGUCCAAUCCAGUCAAAGUGCGCUUCUCCGAGGAGGUCAUCAUCAACGGCCAAGUGUCGGAAACUGUUAAGGAUAAUUCACUUCUUUUUAUGCCGAAUGUUUUGAAAGUCUAUCUGGAGAAUGGGCAGACCAAAUCAUUUCGCUUUGACUGCAGCACCUCCAUAAAGGAUGUCAUCUUAACCCUUCAAGAGAAGCUGUCCAUCAAAGGCAUCGAACACUUCUCCCUCAUGCUGGAGCAGAAGACAGAAGGGGCUGGAAGCAAGCUGCUGUUGCUUCAUGAACAGGAGACUCUAACUCAGGUGACGCAGAGGCCCGGCUCCCAUAAGAUGAGGUGUCUUUUCCGAAUUAGCUUUGUCCCAAAGGAUCCCAUUGACCUUUUAAGAAGAGAUCCAGUUGCUUUUGAGUAUCUCUAUGUUCAGAGUUGUAAUGAUGUUGUUCAGGAGCGAUUUGGGCCGGAGCUGAAAUAUGACAUUGCCCUGAGGCUAGCCGCCUUACAGAUGUACAUCGCCACCGUGACCACCAAGCAAACACAGAAGAUCUCCCUCAAGUACAUCGAAAAAGAAUGGGGAUUAGAAACUUUUCUUCCCUCGGCUGUGCUGCAAAGCAUGAAAGAGAAGAACAUAAAGAAAGCACUUUCACACCUUGUCAAAGCAAAUCAAAACUUGGUACCACCCGGGAAAAAGCUCUCCGCACUGCAAGCCAAGGUCCAUUAUCUCAAGUUCCUCAGUGACCUUCGAUUGUAUGGGGGUCGAGUGUUCAAGGCAACAUUAGUGCAGGCAGAAAAACGCUCAGAAGUGACUCUCCUGGUGGGACCCCGAUACGGCAUAAGCCACGUCAUCAACACCAAAACCAACCUGGUGGCUCUAUUGGCCGACUUCAGUCAUGUCAACAGGAUUGAAAUGUUCACCGAAGAGGAGAGCUCGGUAAGGGUGGAGCUCCAUGUGCUAGACGUGAAGCCUGUCAUCCUCCUGAUGGAAUCAUCAGAUGCCAUGAACCUGGCCUGCUUGACAGCUGGAUACUACAGACUACUUGUGGAUUCCAGAAGGUCGAUAUUUAACAUGGCCAACAAGAAGCCUGCAGGGACACAGGAAACAGGAGCUGAAAAUAAAGGGAAGCAUAACCUCCUUGGCCCAGAUUGGAACUGUAUACCCCAAGUGACCACCUUCAUUGGUGAAGGGGAACCAGAAGCCCAGAUUACCUACAUAGAUGCAAAACAGAAGCCAGUCGAGAUCACAGAUGGCACCUUAUGUGCGAAAGACCACCGGCACCUGUAUUUGGACAACACCUAUAAUGCCAACGACCUCACCCAGCCACUGGCCCCACCAGGAGAGGCUCCAUGCGAGGCUAACUACAGAAGUCUCGCUCAGCGCUCCCUGAUGACCCUUGCAGGGCCAGAAACACUGCAGAAAGCCCAGGAGUCUCCCAGAGGAGCGAAAGUGUCCUUCAUCUUUGGAGAUCUCGGCUUGGAGGAUGGCUUGAACCCCCCGACUCUGGGCUAUGAAAGACUCUUGGAGGAGAGCCCAGAGCUGCUGGAGAAACAGGGCAGCCUCUACAUCAGCAGUGCCAACGACAUGAAGAACCUGGACCUCGCUCCAGACGCACAGAGCAUCCAGUUUGUGGCGAACUCUGUUUACGCAAACAUAGGUGACGUGAAGAACUUCGAGGCUGCCGAGGGGAUAGAGGAGCCCCUGCUCCAUGACAUCUGUUAUGCAGAGAAUCCCGACGACGCCGAGGAUGAGGAUGAGGUGAGCUGUGAGGAGGACCUUGUGGUGGGCGAGGUGAACCAGUCUGCCAUCCUCAGCCUAUCUGGGUCAAGCGAUGACAUCAUUGACCUCACGUCCCUGCCCCCUCCAGAAGGGAAUGAUACCGAGGAUGACUUCCUGCUGCGUUCCUUGAACAUGGCCAUUGCUGCACCCCCACCUGGCUUUAGAGAUAGCUCAGACGAGGAGGACUCUCAGAGCCAGGCCGCCUCCUUCCGCGAGGACAAGGAGGCAGGGAACAGCGUGCAAAAUGACGAGAUCCCCGUGUCCCUCAUUGAUGCUGUGCCCACCAGCGCUGAGGGCCAAUGUGACAAGAGCUUGGACACCACUGGUGUUGCCACGCUGGAAGCUCUAGAAGCUCUCUCUGUGUCAGAAGAGCAGCAGACCAGUGACAAUUCAGGUGUAGCCAUCUUGCGGGCCUAUAGUCCCGAGUCUUCAUCAGACUCAGGCAAUGAAACAAACUCUUCUGAAAUGACUGAGAGUUCUGAACUGGCCACCGCACAGAAGCAGUCAGAAAACCUCUCCCGCAUGUUCUUGGCCACCCACGAAGGCUACCACCCCCUUGCAGAAGAGCAGACAGAGUUCCCCACCUCCAAAGCUCCUGCUGGGGGCUUACCUCCAAAGUCCCACGCCCUGGCCACCCGUCCAGUGACUGACCUUCCGCCCAAAGUUGUGCCUUCCAAGCAGAUACUUCACUCAGACCACAUGGAGAUGGAGCCUGAAACCAUGGAGACCAAGUCAGUCACUGACUACUUUAGCAAACUGCACAUGGGGUCAGUGGCGUAUUCCUGCACCAGCAAGAGGAAAAGCAAGCUGGCUGAUGGGGAGGGCAAAGUGCCCCCAGGUGGGAACUUACCUGGGAAAAAACAGCAAGGGACCAAAACAGCUGAGGUGGAGGAAGGCACCAAAGGGAAAUGUGGAACUAUGUCUUCAAGGGACAGUCAACACCUAAGCACUUUCAACCUGGAAAGAACUGCCUUUCGUAAGGACAGCCAAAGAUGGUAUGUGGCCACUGAGGGGGCAGUGGCUGAAAAAAGUGGACUGGAAGCGUCGACAGGGAUAACCUUCCCAAGAGCUUCCGGUCAUGGUACAAGAGAGGCCGAAGGGAAGGAGGAAGAGGCUCCUGGUGGAGAAACCAGUGAGGUUUCAGGACUUGGCCAACGCGACCACUUCUUAACUGACGUGACCUGUGUGUCUUCAGCCAAAGACUUAGGUAACCCAGAAGACGCUGACCCAUCUCCCUGUGACCAUCCUUCCAAGGUUCCGGAGGUGGAAGAGGGUGUGGCCCGCCUAUGUGACUACCACCUGGCCAAGCGCAUGUCGUCACUACAAAGUGAGGGCCAUUUUUCUCUACAGAGCUCUCAGGGCUCUUCGGUAGAUGCAGGCUGUGGCACAGGCAGCAGCAGCAGUACCUGUGCCACCCCUGUGGAGUCCCCACUUUGCCCCUCCAUGGGGAAGCACCUGAUUCCUGAGACUUCCGGGCCAGGCGGAAGUUACAUUCCUUCAGAUGAGAGAGCCAUUGGGCUUCCUAACCACGGAACAACCUUUAAAGAAUUGCACCCACACACAGAAGGGAUGUGUCCUCGGAUGACAGUGCCUGCUCUGCACUCAGCCAUUAAUACCGAACCCAUGUUUGGCACUUUGAGAGAUGGAUGUCAUCGACUCCCCAAGAUUAAGGAAACCACAGUGUAGCUUUGACAGAGCCUGGGAAGGAGAGACAAGGAGGCAUGCCUACAGCUUGGUCUCAACAUCCUGAAGCUGAUCUCAUCCUGCUACCAUCAAACAUUCACUUGGAAUCCAAGGUGCCAAUUCCAAACCCAGACCCUAAUAAUUUUCCCCAAGCAAAUCAGGCAUACAGAGAGGUUGUGAGCUGGCGGUCACUGGGCCGGAGAAGGGGAAGCCUCCAGACUCCUCCCCCCAGCCAGAGGUUUCUGAGACAUAGUGCCAGUAACCUCUCGGGAUCCGUAAGUUUGGAGACCUUCCAAGAGAGAACCAAGGGUGCAGUCAGCUUGAAGUGCCCAGGUAUCACAGAAGCACAGGAGGCCAGUUCAGAAAAGCAAGCAGAACUCCCUCUGGGGAAGAAACUCACCAAAAGUUUUUCCCAAAGCUCCGUGCACUUUAGCUCUGAGGAGAAGGUUCACAGAAGGUCCCCCAUAGCUCCCAAAGACUCAAAGCUGUAUAGGACAUUACCCUUACGGAAGCUGGAGAGCAGCAGUUGGAGAUGCCGGGGACCUUUCAGCUAUUGCUUCCUGAACCGAGGGCAGGAUGAAGAUGCUGAUGAGGAUGAAGAGGGUGAGGAGGCCACCCAUGGGAUCUCUUGCCUUUACCGACCACAGAUGAAUGAGCUCAUGCCAGGACCAGCCAGGCCAGAAGGGGAGCUGUCCAGAGGUUCAGUGCUGAAGGCAUGGGGAGAAGAUCUGAGUGGCUCAGAUGACGUGGACUUCAGCACCCUGGCUUUCGAUGCCCGGAUUGCAAGAAUAAAUGCCCUGAAGGAGAGCACAUAUGUAAUGCCUGAUGGGUUCCUUGCAGCCCAGAAUGAUGCUGAUGAGCUGCUUUGCCUUGUCAGGGCAACCAAGGGGUGGAAAGAGGAAUCACGCCCUGAAGCAUAUGGCCUUACGCUGUCUCAGUACAAGCAGCUGUUAGCCAUUGAGUCCAGACAAUUGGGAAGUGCCUGUAGGAAAAUGGCGAUGGCUGAGAAAAGCCCAGAGGAGAUGCUCCUAGCUAUGACUUCCAGCUUUCAAGUGCUCUGUUGUCUUACAGAAGCUUGCAUGCGAUUAGUUAAAGUUGUGAACUCAGAAACACAGCGGCAGGAAAUUGUAGUGAAGAUCGACGAAGUGGUCAUAAACUACAUUUGUCUCUUGAAAGCUGCGGAGGCAGCCACUGGGAAAACCACUGGGGACCCCUAUUCUGGACUCUCGGCACGACACUCAACCACCAUGGCCGCUCUUGUAAGCACACUGACACGUUCUCUCAAGAUGCUUUUAAGUAAAUAAAGUAUGAAAGUCACGUCAUAGUCUACCUUUGCAAAGCCAUACAUGAACUUUGAUUUACCUUACGUGUACGAUGAACAGAUGUCUCCUUUCUUCUCUCUGGAUAUUUUGUUAUUUUAUAUAAGAGAUAAAA
Messenger RNA from Erinaceus europaeus (western European hedgehog), 6044 nucleotides. RefSeq names its product FERM and PDZ domain containing 4 (gene FRMPD4). NCBI's taxonomy places the organism in Eukaryota, Metazoa, Chordata, Mammalia, Eulipotyphla, Erinaceidae. Gene Ontology annotation, molecular function: protein binding. The transcript is spliced from 17 exons. Gene Ontology annotation, cellular component: cytoskeleton. The record is from RefSeq and is a predicted model, not a curated record. Bases 648 to 4613 code for a protein of 1321 amino acids.